Trypanosoma cruzi is the source of this 1747-nucleotide messenger RNA. RefSeq names its product dispersed gene family protein 1 (DGF-1), putative. The annotation marks the transcript as partial. The transcript has a single exon. The record is from RefSeq and is a predicted model, not a curated record. NCBI's taxonomy places the organism in Eukaryota, Euglenozoa, Kinetoplastea, Trypanosomatida, Trypanosomatidae.
UUUUGCCUUGCUCAACAAUACAAAUGUCCUCCGGGGACAAGCCUUCUUUAUCUGCGCCACGGAUUGAGCGUGUUGGAUCACAGCGUGUUGCGCGUGGUGGGGAACAGCGGCUCCGUGUCCAACGCCAUAUAUUCACUAAGCUUUUUUACCGUCCGCCAUUCAAGCUGGCUGGAUUGGCGUGACAACGACGUGGGUGUGGGUGCGAUGUUUCAUUACUCCCUAAUAACUACUGUGAACAUCGACGGCAGCAGUGUGGUGACGCUGACGGGCUGCACGAUGGGCUCGACGGGGUUGUCGGGACCUCUGCUAUCGCAGGCUGACGCCAGCUACCGGUUCGUUGCUGGGUGCCUGACGGUCGCGGGACGAUUGGUGACGACGGCGGUAGAACUGGAGCUGAACGGCAUCACCAACGUGACGACGGUUGCGGUGUGCGGGGAGUGUACGAAGGAGGGCGACUGCUUUGCUCCGCUGACGACGGCGAUCAGCGACUGCAAUUGCCAGUGCGCUGCUGGAGGGCACGGCGAUGUGUGCGUCCCGGCGCCUGUGCCUGCUGGCCCGCCACCGCCCACGCCGCCAGUGCCGCCACCACCGCCGCCGUCACCGCCGCCGGUUGGUGAGUGCAUCAGCGACAUGAUGUAUCCCGAGGUUGCGCAGGCAGUGGGCGGCGGGCUGUCGUGGCUGUGCUACCGCAACGUGAAGUUCAGCGGGGGCGGCAUGAGCCUGACGGUGCUGAUAGGGGCGAUGACGGGCGACGUGGUGAAUGUCACGUUUGAUGGAUGCACGUGGAGGGACGGCGCCGUGCUGUUGCUGUUGGGCAACGUGCACGCCGCUGUGGAGUCGCUGAACAUCUUCGUCACCGGCAACACAUUUAGUGACGCGCUGCUCAGCCCGGAGGGUGUGUUUCCACCGCACACGAGCAUCACGAUCAGCGGGAACCGCUUUGCGGUCACGAGGCUGAUCCCUCGGUCGGGUUUGGAAAUUAUGAGGCUGUCGUGUGUUGUGAUGAAUGAGCUGGCGAUCAGCAACGACUCCGCGGUGGUGCUGAGUGGCAAUGUGUUUCAGAGCGUGGCGGCAUCGUCAAGCGUCAUCCACGUUUUCAGAUCUGCGCUGAGCGUGUCUUGGCACUCCGUGUUUGCGGUGAUGGGCAACACGUUUCACAUGGCUGGCGGUGACAGUACGCUGAUAUAUCUUGAAGGGUCUAGAUACUCCUCAUCGCUGAGUGUACUGAACAACUCUGCCGUGGUGAUCCGAGGCAACGCUGUGACGAGGCCGGUGAAGUGCUUCGUGUUACUUAUUCGGAACUUAGACGUGGAGUCCCAUUCAGCGGUCGUGUUUCAUGGCAACGAGAUGCAGCGAAGCUCGGUUGUGUUUAUCUCAGGCGACUCCUCCAACAUCUACUACAACUCCUGGCUGCAGUUGAGCGGCAACCUCUGCCGUGAAUCCCCAUCGGAUGCGUUUGCUUUUCUUUAUCCCAAAGUGAAUCUCCGCGACUCCACGGUGUCUGUGUCCCGCAACCAAUUCAUGUCCAGCACGGUCUCGCCAACGAUGCUGCUGAUACCUCAAAGUUCCCGCGAUCUCACAAACGGAGCGAUUGUGGCCGCGUGCAACACUGUGAACGGCGAGGAGGAGGCGUACUACAGCAUCCCGUCCGUGUACAAUGCCACCAUCCUGACCUGCAGCGACCCAUGCGCCCUUGCGACAUCGUGCUUCCCUGCGUACACGACGACGGCCUCGAGUGAUGGCUGCG